Molecule: messenger RNA, 510 nt
Organism: Leptinotarsa decemlineata (Colorado potato beetle)
Lineage: Eukaryota; Metazoa; Arthropoda; Insecta; Coleoptera; Chrysomelidae
Gene: RpL35
Product: Ribosomal protein L35
Biological process (GO): translation; maturation of LSU-rRNA from tricistronic rRNA transcript (SSU-rRNA, 5.8S rRNA, LSU-rRNA)
Cellular component (GO): ribosome; cytosolic large ribosomal subunit
Molecular function (GO): structural constituent of ribosome; mRNA binding
Source: RefSeq, a predicted model, not a curated record
UCUAUCAGUAGUAGUGCGUUAUUCUGAAACAAGCGGCACGUGGCUGAACCUGAACAAAUCUACUCAACCUAUAAUUCUUUUCAUCGACUCGUUUCACAAGAGGAAACAUGGGAAAGGUUAAGUGUUCAGACUUGCGAACCAAAGACAAGAAGGAGCUGACUAAGCAGCUCGAUGAGCUCAAAACGGAACUUACCAGUUUGAGGGUGGCUAAAGUCACUGGAGGAGCCCCUUCAAAACUUUCAAAAAUCCGGGUAGUCCGCAAAGCAAUUGCUCGUGUGUACAUUGUUAUGCACCAGAAGCAAAAAGAAAAUUUAAGAAAGUUGUACAAGAAUAAGAAAUACAUACCUUUGGAUUUGAGACCUAAGAAGACACGUGCUAUUCGUCGUGCUCUAUCUCAACAUGAGCAACGCAUCAAGACUCCUAAGGAAAUCCGCAAGCGUUCUGCAUUCCCUCCAAGGAAAUUUGCACUCAAAGCUUAGUUGAUUUAAUAAAGGUUUUGUAAAAAGUGAA